This is a messenger RNA of Arabis nemorensis, 1434 nucleotides long. The record is from the annotation of a GenBank genome assembly. Lineage: Eukaryota; Viridiplantae; Streptophyta; Magnoliopsida; Brassicales; Brassicaceae.
AUGGUUGGUAGGAGAAUGAAGAGUCGGAGGAAAUGGAGGACUGUAGUUGGGAUUUUGAAAGAGUUGGAGGAUGUUUGUGAUACUCCGGUUGGUAGAUUAAGACAAGUGGUUGAUGCUAUGGCGGUUGAGAUGCACGCUGGUUUGGCUUCUGAAGGUGGCUCAAAGCUUAAAAUGUUGCUCACUUUCGUCGAUGAUUUGCCUAAUGGGAGGGAGAAAGGAACUUACUAUGCACUUCACCUUGGAGGCACUUAUUUUAGGAUCUUACGAGUUCAUCUAGGUGGUCAAAGAUCGUAUCUAGAUGUUCAAGAUGUUGAAAGACACCCCAUACCUUCACAUUUGAUGAAUAGCACCAGCGAGAUUCUUUUCAACUUCCUCGCUUUUUCCUUGGAAAGGUUUAUCGAAAAAGAAGGAAACGAGUCCAAUUCACAAGGUGUCAAAAGGGAGCUUGCAUUUACGUUUUCAUUCCCUGUCAAGCAUACUUCUAUUUCUUCAGGAGUUCUAAUCAAAUGGACCAAAGGUUUUGAGAUUAGUGAAAUGGUUGGGAAAGACAUAACUGAAUGUCUACAAGGAGCACUGGACAGAAGAGGCCUUGAUAUGCAUGUUGCGGCUCUUGUGAAUGAUACUGUUGGAGCCCUGUCACUUGGAUAUUAUCAUGAUCCAGAUACAGUUGUUGCGGUUGUAUUUGGAACAGGUAGUAAUGCAUGUUAUUUGGAACGAACCGAUGCCAUAAUCAAGUGUCAGGGUCUGCUUACAACGUCUGGAAGCAUGGUGAUCAAUAUGGAAUGGGGAAAUUUUUGGUCCUCACAUCUGCCUAGAACUUCAUAUGACAUUGACUUAGAUGCAGAAAGUUCAAAUGCAAAUGAUAUGGGAUUUGAGAAGAUGAUAUCGGGAAUGUAUCUGGGUGACAUUGUUCGAAGAGUAAUUCUUCGCAUGUCACAAGAGUCCGAUAUCUUUGGACUUAGCUCAUCCACUUUAUCUGAGCCUUACGUUCUAAGAACGAAUUCAGUCUCAGCCAUGCAUGAAGAUGACACACCUGAGUUACAAGAAGUGGCUCGAAUCUUGAAAGACUUAGGGGUAACAGAUGUACCAUUGAAGGUAAGAAAACUGGUGGUGAAAAUAUGCGACGUGGUGACAAGAAGAGCAGGGAGGCUAGCAGCAGCGGGAAUCGCGGGAAUCUUGAAGAAGAUAGGCCGGGAUGGGAGCGGAGGAAUCACGAGCGGGAGAAGCAGAAGCGAGUUGAUGACAAUGCAGAAAAGAACAGUUGUUGCAGUAGAAGGAGGCUUGUACAUGAACUACACCAUGUUUAGAGAAUACAUGGAAGAAGCUCUGAUUGAGAUAUUAGGAGAAGAAGUGAGUCAAUACGUCGUCGUUAAAGCCAUGGAAGAUGGUUCAAGCAUUGGCUCUGCUCUUCUCGUUGCUUCGUUGCAGUCAUGA